Molecule: messenger RNA, 1864 nt
Organism: Doryrhamphus excisus (bluestripe pipefish)
Lineage: Eukaryota; Metazoa; Chordata; Actinopteri; Syngnathiformes; Syngnathidae
Gene: kctd4
Product: potassium channel tetramerization domain containing 4
Biological process (GO): protein homooligomerization
Molecular function (GO): protein binding
Source: RefSeq, a predicted model, not a curated record
CAGUGAGUGAGCGAGAAAGAGAGAGAGAGAGAGAGAGCGAAAAGAGAGCAAGAGGGAGAGACAGUACAGAGAGCCACUGUUUUUAAGCAGAGCUCCACUGCCAGACACCACUCAGCCAUCUACCACUACACACCCUCACACAUACUUGCUCUCACCAUACAAGAGCCCAAAACACGUCAUAGCAUCAUCCUCUCAAACCUAAAAAACAAAAACGAAGAGAAAAAAAAUACCACGGCAGCUCUGGGGAGGCUGGGUCGAGGCUGGAGAGGGCAACUGAAGAAUGGAAUGGAACCUCAGAAGAAUGGAAAGUGAACUGAGACACAUCAACCCAGACCUGCUCCAGCCCAGCAAGAGCUUCAAGAAGCCCUCGUCAGGCACUAUCACCCUAAACGUAGGGGGCUUCCUGUAUACUGCUCAUAGGACCACUCUUGCGAAGCACCAGGGUUCCUUUCUGGAAGAAUUGGCCAACGGUAAGAAACCCGUCCAGCACAUGGAUUCAAUGGGAAACCCAUUUAUCGACAGAGAUGGUCCAGUUUUUCGACACGUGCUCAACUACCUCCGAACUGGAGAGCUCCAACUUCCAGACGAUUUCCGGGAAGCCGGGCUCCUUCGAAAGGAGGCAGAUUUUUAUCGUCUAGUCGAACUUGUUGAAGCCGUGGCUGAGUGGGAAAGUCAAAGGGCGGCGCAGCGGGAGCCUGCAUUUUUGGAGGUGACGGAUAGCCAUGAGAGGUCACAAGGGCUCAAAGUGUACUGCAGUGAUGCCACAUUCAUCGACAAGGUGAAAAGCCGUCUGGUGCAGAUCUCCAAAAGCCGCUUAGAUGGCUUUCCAGAAGAAUUUGAGGUGUCAUCAAACGUGAUCCAGUUCAGACAUUUCAUCAAGUCGGAGCCUGGCUCACGGCUCGUGCUGAAGGAGGACAGCACAUUCUUGUGCACACUUGACUGCCUGAAACUCGAGACGGUGAUGCUCGCCCUGAGAUCGGGCUUCAGGCUGGCCACCAGCCUCGACAGCAGCAAAGGCUCCAUUGUGGCAGCUGAGGCCCUGCAUUUUGUCAAGUAGGCUGGCUGGGAGAUGGAAGAAAAGAAGAGAGGUGUGACGGCAAGCGGUCGGAAAAGAAGUAGUGCCUGAUUCCAUAUCCACCACUCCAACAUUUGAUAUUGGCUUGAGGGUCUUGUAAUGUGUGCUGAGCUGUGAUUUGUCAUUGGUGGGAAAAGAAAACAACAGGCAGACUGUGCUUUCUUGUUGUGUUUAUAUAAUCAUUGUAUAAUGCUGGCUCACAAUCAAAGCAUUUAAUUAGCCUGGGGUGAUUCUGGUUCCAUUAGCUACAGGGACGCUAUUUUGUUAUCAACCUUUUUGACUUUGACAACAAUGAAUUGAUCCAGGCCAGUUGGCUAUGUUUACACCCAAAGUGCGACCCUGUCACAGUGACCACAUCAAAAUACAUGGCUGGUGAAAAAACCAUGGACCGCUUUAUCUGCACAAUUUCUGCUUCUGCUGCUUUUUCAAUUGGUGCAGAGCCCUCAAAACCAGCCAUGGUAUGCACCACUGUGCCAAUUGAGCUUUUACUACAAUGUUUGUGUUGCAAAAUGUGUGUACUUGGUUUAAUUGCUCAUGCAUUGUCCUUAAACAGGUCGGGCCACGCUAAUCAGAAUGGCAAACUGUUUCAUGUUUCACUGCAUCAAGCUGAGUUUUAGUGCAAACAGCAGUGACUGUUGUAAGGGCUUUGAAUUGAGCAUGAUAUGCGCGCACUAAAUUUAUUUUGUGUUGGUGCGGUGUGCCUUUGUGAAGUCAGUGUAUCAGCAGUGACUGCGACUUUUCAAUGUGAACAUUUUAUGAAUAAAAUGAAGCUGGCGCCUUCUGUGCAAG